Molecule: messenger RNA, 3789 nt
Organism: Naegleria lovaniensis
Lineage: Eukaryota; Heterolobosea; Eutetramitea; Acrasida; Naegleriidae
Exons: 2
Coding region: 1-3789 (1262 amino acids)
Source: RefSeq, a predicted model, not a curated record
AUGAACAACCAGAGUCGUGAGGAGAAUAAUUCAAACAACCCUCGUUUCACCUCCUCCCAUCAUCCAUUCCUUCAACCUAUAUUCCCACCAAAUCCCAAUCUUUUCACUCAACAAAAUCCAUCCUCUCAACCAAUUUUCCCUCCAAAUCCCGCCAUUUUUUCCCCAAAUCUCUCUUUUCAUCCUGAAUUCCCUCCACCAUGGAUUCCUUUAAAUCCCUUCUCUCCUCAAUUAUAUCCAAUCAUUCCACCAUUUCCUCCAAGAAUUUCAGAGCAAACAUCAACAAAGGACCAAGAAUCACCCAAGUUGGAACAUGUUGACAAGCCAUCGGUUACCAAUAUCAACCCCAUCAAAUCACCCAAUCCUACCAGAGAAAUUGAAAAAACCUUUCAAAACUCAAAGAGAGUCUUGGCGAUAAAGGGGCAACCACAAAUGAUAUGCAAACAUCCUUAUCAAAAACGUUCCAUGAUGGAACGUAUUGAUAAAUGGCGUAAAUUGAAAGGCGUUGGUGGUUUUGGUGGUUUCUCUAUCCCUCCAUACAUACCAAUGGCGCAAAUUAAAUUUUCGCCAUGUGAACACACUUUAAGUGAUCAUUAUAAGUGUGAGGAAGAAAGAGCAAAGAAAAAGAAGAAGAUUGCUUCUCAUUGGCAGAGAUUGGAAGUAUUGAAAGACGUAUCUACUGUUGAUAAAUUUGGAGACUUAUUAAGGACUGCUUAUUUGGAGCGUGGAAUUAAUAUUGAACCUCUCUCUCUCGAUCAAGGAAAAGCAUACGCAACCCAAGAACAUUACAUGUUGUUAUUUUUAAAACAAUUCAAUAUGGAAUGGAGUAAGAUUGGUACUUUCUUUUUUGAUAGAUCCAUCAACUCAUUGAAGAAAAAGUACAAGAAAUUGAAAAGAAAGAUUAAUCGUGCCAGAUUGGAAGGAGCGUAUGAUGCUUCAGAUGCAACAAAUUUUAUCAUUCAAUGGAGUGUCGAUGAUUUAACCUUUUCAGAAUUCACUGAUAUUAGCACCCUUACCUCUACUGUAUCGAUAACUUUUCCAGAAACAUGGACCAAUUCUGAUCUUUUUCACAAAAUGAUUAUGAAAAUUGGUCAAUUAAGUCCAUCCAAACCCUUACCGUUAAGACAAGCACAACCAUCAUCGAACAAGUCCAAUGUACCAACGACUCCAGGAGAACCUUAUUCACAGUCGGAAGAGGAUUUAAUUGUGACAUCCUUGCGGAAGGGAAUGAAUUUGGAACAAAUUUACCGAGAUUACUUUACACACCGAACAUUUCAGUCGCUGAAAAAUAAGGUUCGACGGUUAAGAAAAAGGCAACUCUAUCACAAACAGCAACCAACGAAGAAGAGAUUGAAUAAGAGAAGGAUGGUUCCCAAUUCCACUGUUUCAACUGAUUCAAAGGAGUUAAGAAAACCGUUUUGGCAUGAUGAUACGGUUGAUCGUUUGAACAAGACUUGUCCCGUGUCAUGUUUUGCCAAGAAUGGUACGAAAAUACUGACCCAAAGUUGGUUUACCCUCUCCGUUCGCCAACGAUGUCCAUCCACAAAACCACCUCCGAGCAAGAAGGAAUUGGUAGAAAAAGUGUGGUGCAAAUCAGAAACUUGGAAAAAGACGCCAUGUAAGUGUGGAAAUUCCAAGUUUAAAAGGACAGUCUGCUCGUUCAACGGACGCAAGUUUGGGUCAGAAAAGAAGAAGCUUGUUCAGGAAUUCAAGCAAGUAUCUGCGUUGGAGGAGUCUUUAACAAUGCUUCAAGAGAACGAAGUGAGUUCAUCCACGACUGCUGAGAAUGAAGUGAGUUCAUCUGUGACUGCUGUGAAUGAAGUGAAUUCAUCCACUACUGCAGAGAAUGAAGUGAAUUCAUCUACGAUUGCUGAGAAUGGAGUGAGUUCAUCUACGACUACUGAGAAUGGAGUCAAUUCAUCCACUACUGCUGAGAAUGGAGUGAGUUCAUCUACGACUGCUGAGAAUGGAGUCAAUUCAUCCACUACUGCGGAAUCAAAGGAAAAAACUGAUGACACUAUCGAGAAAUUGCUAAAACAAAUUUACACCUCCUUCUCAAUCUCAAACGAAGACAAUUAUUUUGUGAGAACAAAGAAAGUGAGAUUGAAACUCACCUCAGAACAAAAGAAGGUCUUUGAAAGAUUUUUCUUCAAUUCUAACCAUGCUUAUAACGAAGCAUGUCUCCUUCAUUUCAUGUUAGAGCAAAACAAGGGAAAAACACUCCUUACCACCACAGAAGACGAUUACUUUAAAAUUUUGAAGAAUCCCCAAACCAACCUGAGAUUCAAACAAACUAGGUGGCUAUGGGAUCAAGAGUUGAAACAUUGUCCAGCAGAUAUUAAAUUGAACGCUGUGAAAGACUUUGUCAAGGCUGAGAAAAUUACUAGAUAUAAAAACAAGCAAGCAGCAGAAAAGGAAUCCAAAGAGGCUGCUCGAAAGGCCAAAAACCAAUUUUUUAAAGAUGUUCAAAAAGGAAAGAAGGAGAUGAUUACUGAUGAGGAAUUGAACGAAAGAUUUAAUCCCAAGCAUUUUACUCGACAACCAUGUGAAUUCGAAAUGAAAGGACGAAGCAAUCAACAUCCAUAUCAGUCGUUCAAGGUGACAAACAUUUCAUUAUCACAGGAAGGAGUGUUGUUAAAACCUACCUUUUUUAAAGGGAAUGAAAAUGCAUGUCCUUCCAAGAAAUCUAUGGAUCAUCUUUUGAAAUUUUAUUAUCCUGCAAGAGCACGAAAGUGGUUAAAGGAAGAGAUUGACAACAAAAAAUUUUCACACGAGACAACCUUUAUACGAGAAAGAGGAAGAUAUUUUGUUUGCCUUCCAGUCCGUUAUCACAAAGCUUUAACUCGACAAGAAUUCCAACGGUUUGAUAAAAGCUUCUACGAGUCCAAUUCGAACAGUGGAACUGAAUAUGACACGAAAUUUCUCAAGGACUGCCCACAACCUUCUCAAAAUGAACUCAGAAAGGAAUACAUUGCAUUGGAUCCAGGUGUUCGAUGCUUCAUGUAUGGUUAUGAUAGUAAUGGAGACGCAUUGGAGUUUGCCGCUCAAGGAGAAAACACCAUACUCUUUUCCCUUUCUCUAAAGCAAGAUCAGCUCAGGUCGGAAAUUGCCAAGAACAAAUUUCUAAAAUACAAUUCUCGGCAGGAACGAAAAUUUUAUAAGGGUUUAAGAAAAGCCUUAAAAAAGAAGAUUAGAAGGCUGGAAAGCAAAAUUAGAAAUAAGGUGAAUGAUAUGCAUAACAAAAUCAUUGACUAUUUAACUUUCCACUAUUCUGAAAUUAUAAUACCUGAAUUUAAUGUCAAGGCCAUGAUUGCUAGAAAACAAAAACAAAGGAAGCGUCAAGGAAAAGAAGAUACCACGUGUCAAGGACAAGAAGGUUAUACUAAUGGCCAAACGGAGAAUAUGGAUGUGCGAACAGAACCUCUUGUUGCAUCGUCUUCACCAUUCGAAGGAUGGGAAUCAAGGGACACCACCACAAGUGAAACCACCACCAACACUUCCGAAUGGGUUGGAAGAAAAAUUACUAGAAAAACUGUUCGCCAAAUGUUGCGAUUUCGACACUAUGAUUUUCGAAUGAAACUCUUGCAAAAGGCAGAAAUGCGUGGAUGCAAGGUACAUGUUGUCACAGAACAAUAUACAUCGAAAACGUGUGGAAAUUGUUCAGUGAUCAAGGAAGACCUUUAUGGAAGCAAAUGGUUUCAUUGCAAUCAUUGUCACUUCCACAUCCCUCGUGACGGUAAUGGAGCAAGAAAUAUUUUGAUCAAGAAUUACCAUCAUUUAUUACAUUGGUAA